UUGGUGGUUCAUUUCAGUUAAACGUAACCAUAAAAAUAAAGAUAAUUCAAAAAAUACACUCUGCCAUAACCUCAUCUCCAUUUCUCCCCCACUCAUGACACUCUGAAGAAAAUUCUUCCCUUUUUCUUUUGGUUCUCAAAAAUUCCUUCAUCAAGCAAAAUCCAUGGCGAGAACUCUGAUUUCAUCACAGCCGUUCAUUGGCACUUCGCUGCCAUCAUCAUCAAAAUUCUCUCGUCAUGGUGGUCUGUACAAGCUCCCUAACCGUAGACUUGUUUCUACCAGGGUCCGUCUAAGCUUUAACGAAAUCCCUCCGAUUACUUCACUUGGCUCCUCCGUUGAAUUCCAAGUACUUUUUACGAAAGCCGAAAGCCUCCUAUACACUCUCGCCGACGCUGCUGUUGCGGCCGAUCCAGCCGCCACCACCGCCGGGUCUACUGAUGCUGCCGUGCAGAAAAACGGUGGCUGGUUCGGCUUCAUCUCUGAAGGAAUGGAAUUCGUUCUUAAGGUGUUGAAAGAUGGAUUAUCCACGUUACACGUGCCUUACGCGUAUGGAUUUGCGAUUAUAUUACUUACGGUUUUAGUUAAAGUUGCUACAUUUCCUUUGACAAAGCAGCAGGUGGAAUCAACGCUAGCUAUGCAAAAUCUUCAGCCGAAAAUAAAAGCUAUCCAACAAAGAUAUGCAGGCAAUCAGGAGAGAAUACAACUUGAAACAUCUCGCUUGUAUAGGCAGGCUGGGGUUAAUCCUUUGGCAGGUUGCUUCCCUACUUUAGCUACUAUUCCAGUCUGGAUUGGCCUGUAUCAAGCUCUCUCAAAUGUGGCAAAUGAGGGGCUGUUGACAGAAGGUUUCUUUUGGAUCCCAUCUUUGGGUGGGCCAACUACAAUUGCUGCUCGGCAAAGUGGGUCUGGAAUUUCUUGGCUUAUUCCAUUUGUGGAUGGCCAUCCACCAUUGGGUUGGCAUGACACUGCUGCAUACCUUGUUUUACCUGUGCUUCUUGUUGUCAGUCAAUAUGUUUCAAUGGAGCUGAUGAAGCCACCCCAGACGGAUGAUCCAGCCCAAAAGAACACACUUCUUGUUUUCAAGUUUCUUCCGCUUAUGAUUGGUUACUUUUCAUUAUCCGUUCCGUCAGGAUUAUCUAUUUACUGGUUCACGAAUAACGUCCUUAGCACUGCACAACAAGUGUGGCUUCGCAAAUUAGGUGGUGCAAAACCUGUUGUUGAUGAGAGUGCAAGUGGAAUUAUUACUGCAGGACGUGCAAAACGGUCAGCUGCUCAGCCAGCACGGGCUGGGGAUAGGUUCAGGCAGUUAAAAGAAGAAGAGAAGAAGAAGAAAGUAAGCAAGGCUCUGCCAGCAGAAGAGUUUCAGAGUCUAGACUCAGCAUCUGAUUCUGAUGGGGAAUCAGAUGAAGAGACAAAGGGCAAGGGUGAUGAGGCUCUCGAAGAAGCAUAUUCUUCAACUGCAAGCAAUCAAGUUCCUAAUAUUUCUCAGCCAAGACGAAGCAAGAGAUCUAAGCGGAAGCGUGCUGUAUAAGAUGAUUGUACACUGAAUUAUUUUAGUUUACGGUGAGUCUCAUAUAUUUAAAGGAAUUGUAUUAUUUUUAAUAUAGUGGCAAUUUUGAUGCUGGCUCAUUCAAGAUACGUUGCAAAAUCAUGAAA
Messenger RNA from Gossypium arboreum, 1653 nucleotides. RefSeq names its product inner membrane protein PPF-1, chloroplastic. Gene Ontology annotation, biological process: protein localization to chloroplast; thylakoid membrane organization; protein insertion into membrane. The transcript has 11 exons. Lineage: Eukaryota; Viridiplantae; Streptophyta; Magnoliopsida; Malvales; Malvaceae. The record is from RefSeq and is a predicted model, not a curated record. The coding region runs from base 164 to 1528 and encodes 454 amino acids. Gene Ontology annotation, molecular function: membrane insertase activity. Gene Ontology annotation, cellular component: chloroplast thylakoid membrane.